AUGGCAAAGGAGGGAACGGAGGUUACAGAAGAAACGGAGCAUAUGAUAGAAAAGAACGGUGCGAAAGAGUCGGAUAGUGUCGCAUCUGCAGGGGACACCAAAGAAAUGCGGGCUGUUGUCUUGACUGGUUUUGGGGGUCUUAACAAACUCCGAGUCUCAAAAAAACCGAUGCCCGAACCUCAAGAGGGAGAGGUCAAAAUUCGAGUUAAAUCAUGUGGAUUGAACUUCUUAGAUUUAAUGGUGAGGCAAGGGAAUAUUGAUAAUCCUCCUAAAACACCACUUGUGCCUGGCUUUGAAUGUUCUGGAAUCGUGGAGGCUUUGGGAGAUAACACUAAAGGAUUUGAGAUCGGAGAUCGAGUCAUGGCCUUUGUCAAUUACAAUGCCUGGGCCGAGGUGGUGUGCACGCCAUUAGAUUUUGUCCAUAAGAUUCCUGAUGACAUGACGUUCCCUGAGGCUGCUGCCUUUCUCAUGAACUUUGUUGCUGCCUACAUGAUGCUGUUUGAAGUUGCUAAUCUCAGGGAAGGGAUGUCUGUAUUGGUUCACUCAGCGGGCGGUGGUGUGGGUCAAGCUGUUGCUCAGUUGUGUUCCACUGUACCCCAUGUCACUGUUUUUGGGACUGCCUCACCCUUCAAACACGAAGCAAUCAAAGACUCUGUCACUCACCUUUUUGACAGAAAUAUUGAUUAUGUACCAGAAGUUAAGAAGAUUUCUCCUGAUGGAGUGGACAUUUUCCUUGACUGUCUAUGUGGAGAAAACACUGGAAAAGGGCUGAGUUUACUGAAGCCCCUGGGCACAUAUAUACUAUACGGUUCAUCAAACGUGGUGACGGGAGAGACUAAAAGUUUCUUCAGCUUUGCUAAAUCUUGGUGGCAGGUGGAGAAGGUUAACCCCAUUAAACUCUAUGAAGAGAACAAAGUCAUGGCAGGAUUUUCGCUUCUCAACCUCCUAUUCAAGCAGGGAGGCUGCAACCAGGUGAAAACAGUGGUUCAGAAACUCCUUUCCCUCUACAGUCAAAAGAAGAUCAGACCAGUAGUGGACUCCCUGUGGGCACUGGAAGAGGUGAAGGAAGCCAUGCAAAGAAUCCAUGACAGAGGCAACAUAGGAAAACUUAUUCUGGAUGUAGAGAAGUCUCCAACGCCAUUGAUGGCCAAUGACAGCACCGAGACUAGUGAAGCUGGUGAAGAAGAGGAGGAGCACGAGGGAGACAAUGACAACAAGGAGCGCAUGCCCUUCAUCCAGUAA
Molecule: messenger RNA, 1242 nt
Organism: Chanos chanos (milkfish)
Lineage: Eukaryota; Metazoa; Chordata; Actinopteri; Gonorynchiformes; Chanidae
Gene: vat1l
Product: vesicle amine transport 1-like
Exons: 9
Coding region: 1-1242 (413 amino acids)
Molecular function (GO): oxidoreductase activity; zinc ion binding
Source: RefSeq, a predicted model, not a curated record